Molecule: messenger RNA, 379 nt
Organism: Acaulospora morrowiae
Lineage: Eukaryota; Fungi; Glomeromycota; Glomeromycetes; Diversisporales; Acaulosporaceae
Source: the annotation of a GenBank genome assembly
AUGUAUGAAGUUCUUUUUGACGUUAGACCUUUUGGAGAUAUUGAUGAAGAUACUUUGGCGGGAAGAAUUUGCGAAGGAGAGCGAGCGAAAACUCAAAAUAUGCCCCCUUCAAUAAUUGAAUUAAUAGAAUGUUGUUGGGAUGCCGAUCCGUCAAAACGACCGUCCGCAGAAGACCUGUGCAAGAUUUUAAAUGCAUGGAAAAAUUAUGUUUACGAUACCCAACUUCAUAGAGAAAUUAAAGCAUUCGAACUUGUAAAGAAAAAUAAAAAAGAAGCAAAUCUCUAUACAGAUCAAGAUAUUAGCACAACUUCUAUUCUUAGUACAAGCCAACUUCUAUUGACUCGUAAAAGCAAACUUAUUGAUAUUAAGAUUCCCAAAA